AACAGCUUUCUGAGCGAGCAACCGAGACCAGGGAGGUCACAGCAGCUGCCGAGCCAUCGACAGACCGGACAUCCAUCUGACAGCUGAGCCAUGGCUCCUACAUUCCAGGGCGGCAAACCGACCGGCGGCCGGAAGCGCCUGCUGACAGUCAUCUCUGAGGCGCUCAAGCAUCUGGGGGACGGCCGCGGCUCAUCUCCAAAGCAGAUACUGGCCUGGGUGGAGAAGAACCCCACCGUCGCCAAACGGGUGGACGAGCCGCGCCUGCUGCACACGCUGAAGAGGGCCGUGGAGACGGGAGUGCUGACGGCCCGCGGCGGCCGCUACAAGCUGGCGGCGCGCAGCGACGACCGCGAGCUGUGCUGCCGCAGGCGCCGCCGCCGCAGCUGCAGGAGGAGGCGCCGCCGCAGCUGCAGGAGACGCCGCCGCAGCUGCCGCAGGCGGCGCCGUAGCUGCCGCAGGCGGCGCCGUAGCUGCCGCAGGCGGCGCCGCAGCUGCCGCAGGCGCCGCCGCCGCAGCUGCCGCAGGCGCCGCCGCCGCUCGUGCAGACGUAGGAGGAGGAGCUGUCGCAGGCGCCGUCGCCGCUCCUGCCGACGCAGGAGGCGAAGCUGCCGCCGACGUCGACGCUCCUGUAGGAGGCGCCGCCGCCGCUGCAGCAGCGAUCCGGAGGCGGCGUCCCUGGCCAGCGUAGACGCCCCUGCUGGCCAGUCGCCCGGCGGUUCGGCACAGUCUACGCAGCAUGCGAUGCAGAACUAAAUGUGUCCGUCGUUCCCUCCCACUAGUGCUCGCUGUACCAUAAAAAUCUUUUGCGUCAAUAAAAUUUUUAAAAUAGUAAA
Messenger RNA from Schistocerca gregaria, 833 nucleotides. RefSeq names its product probable splicing factor, arginine/serine-rich 7. Bases 91 to 753 code for a protein of 220 amino acids. Lineage: Eukaryota; Metazoa; Arthropoda; Insecta; Orthoptera; Acrididae. Gene Ontology annotation, cellular component: nucleosome. Gene Ontology annotation, biological process: nucleosome assembly. Gene Ontology annotation, molecular function: DNA binding. The record is from RefSeq and is a predicted model, not a curated record. The transcript is spliced from 3 exons.